This is a messenger RNA of Pogonomyrmex barbatus (red harvester ant), 1022 nucleotides long. RefSeq names its product protein lifeguard 4-like. Gene Ontology annotation, biological process: negative regulation of apoptotic process. The record is from RefSeq and is a predicted model, not a curated record. Lineage: Eukaryota; Metazoa; Arthropoda; Insecta; Hymenoptera; Formicidae. Gene Ontology annotation, cellular component: membrane.
UUGCGUUUCUUUUUUGUAUAACUCUGAGUUAAUAUAUAUUCUCAUUGCGAACGUGUCGUUGCUUCUACUCGAUCGAUUUUUCAUAAAACAAUGACGUCGGAUAAUUAAUUUUUAUUUAAACAUCGUGUAAAUUUAAUUUUGCAAUAUAAAUUCGACCCUUGAAGGUUUUCUUCAAGGAAAUCAAGUGUUAUUUACUGGUAUCAACACUGACAUUUGACAUUGAGAAAGAUAAAAAUGGCCACUGCUCCUUUAAUUUUGGUGGAAGAAGACCUAGAGCGAGGUGGCAAAGAACAAUCCGAGCAUGAAAUACAGGAUGACUUUGCAUACAGAAAUAACGUGCAUAAUGCAGAUAUUAAGAUACGAAUGGGCUUCUUGCGGAAAGUUUAUGGUUUAUUGAGCAUUCAACUUCUGAUGACCGUCGCACUAGCUUCUGUAUUUGUGAUAAGCUCAACUGUGAAAUUAUAUGUGCAAAAUAAUGUAUGGACCAUAGGUUUGGCAUUUUUCUUGACAAUGGCAAUUUUAAUUGCUUUGAUGAUAAAAAGGAGGGAUCAUCCCACGAAUCUGAUCCUCCUAAGCACGUUUACAUUGGUGCAGGCGUAUACUAUUGGAGUUGUAGUGUCUAUGUAUGAUACUACGGUAGUUCUGGAAGCUCUGUUUAUCACACUUACAGUUUUACUCGGCUUAACUGCUUAUACUUUCCAAACUAAACGAGAUUUCUCGUUCUUAGGAUUCGGAUUGUUCAUCGGACUCUGGUGCCUUCUUAUCGGCGGUUUGUUGCAAAUCUUUCUUCAAAGCACCACUCUAGAAUUGGUUAUAAGUAUUGGAGGUGCGCUAUUGUUCUGCUUGUUCAUUGUUUUCGACACGCAACUUAUAAUGCACACUCUCUCGCCCGAGGAGUAUAUCUUGGCGACAAUUAACAUCUAUCUGGAUAUCAUCAACUUGUUUUUACAUAUACUACGGGCGCUUGCAAUCUCCAGGCAGUAAACAGUAUUACCAUAUAAGAUUCAGAGAGAUUUAAAAAA